This is a messenger RNA of Boeremia exigua, 910 nucleotides long. RefSeq names its product Longin-like domain-containing protein. Gene Ontology annotation, biological process: intracellular protein transport; retrograde vesicle-mediated transport, Golgi to endoplasmic reticulum; intra-Golgi vesicle-mediated transport. Gene Ontology annotation, cellular component: COPI vesicle coat. The coding region runs from base 44 to 643 and encodes 199 amino acids. The record is from RefSeq and is a predicted model, not a curated record. The transcript is spliced from 5 exons. Lineage: Eukaryota; Fungi; Ascomycota; Dothideomycetes; Pleosporales; Didymellaceae.
UGCACCGAUCGCAACCCGCUGCCCGCCGCACACGACCGCCGCCAUGUCGCGCCCGCUCUCCCUCUUCAGCGUCCAGGCCAUCCUGGUGCUCGCCAUCGACGAUGGCUCGCGCAUCCUCACCAAGUACUACUCGAACCCCCACCCGCCGCAGGGCAACCAGGGCGACUACCCCGGCCAGAUCGCCUACAAGACGGUCAAGGACCAGAAGGCCUUCGAGAAGGGGCUGCUGGAGAAGACGGCCAAGCAGACGACCGACAUCAUCCUGUACGACCACAAGGUCAUCGUCUUCAAGAUGGAGUCGGACGUCAUGCUGUACGUCGUCGGCAGCGCCGACGAGAACGAGGUGCUGCUGUACAGUGUCGUGCUUGCGCUGCGAGACUCGCUCAACAUCCUCCUCAAGAACUCGGUCGACAAGCGCACCGUCAUCGAGAACUACGACCUCGUGUCGCUCGCCGUCGACGAGCUUGUCGACGACGGCAUCAUCCUCGAGACCGACCCCGUCGUCGUCGCCUCGCGCGUCAGCAAGCCGCCCGCGCAGGACGUGACCUCGAUGAAGAACAUCGACCUCUCCGAGCAGGGUCUGAUGAACAUGUGGGACUUUGGCAAGAGGCAGCUGGCCGAGAGGAUACGGCAGGGACUGUAGUUGGAUUAGACACAGGGCAUGGCGUUGCAGGCGUUCUCAAUGGCAAAACGAGCAUAGCAGUUGGCAUUCUCCAUCGUGAUAGACGGUACAUCUCAUCGAAUGCAAUUCCAGCACCAUUGCUGACCUCGACAGUGCAAUUGAAUCGUCCGCAGAGUGCUGUCAAUGUUUGCUGUUUGUCCCUGUGCACUUGCACGGCCGUCGAUUGAUGACAUGACUUAGCGCCGUGCAUCACCUCCGUCAUUCGUCAUAGCCCACCACCCCGCCAAA